CGAGGAACAUGGACUCCCCUAUGGACAGCGUUCUAUCACUUUUCACGCACCAAAGGUUAUAGCCAUGCUGCAACUCGAUUUAGCCCGAAUCUGGGAUAAACCCCCCGCUCCGUCAGCGGCUAUUCAGCGAUCCCCAAAACUUGGCGUUGACCAGUUCUAAUCGUCUCCCUGCGUUUGGCGGCCGCAACGAUGACCUCACCAGCAUUCCGGCCCAUAUGCCAUACAAACGAUGCAACGCUCUGAGGCGUAAAAGGAAGCUUGGGGAAUGAAUCCCGUAGCUGCCUCUUUUGGUUUGAGGGGCGCUCUACAUACAUGUACACAUGCUGAUGCUGAUACUGUAUUUAAACUUCAUAGUACUGAAGGAAAUUGACUUCAUACAUGUAAGCUUAAAACUCUAUUUCCCGCUCGAUCAAGCGCCCCCCUCCUAGAGCUAGAACAAAUCAUAUCCCACAAGCAGGUAACUGGUUCGUUAUGACGGGGCAUGUUUCUCUUACAGCGACAUUAUCGUCGUUGCUACUGUUGUCGCUGCUGCAAUCCGGGAUUGCUGCUGCGCAGUCCUGCUCCAACAACCUCAGCGUCACGUACCACGCGCCCGUGGCGGCGAGCGGCUGGCAGUACCGCCUCAUUGCGAAUGGCUUCACGAGGCCGCGCGGCAUUGCGUUUGACAACGACGGGGGGCUUCUGGUCGUGGAAUCGGGGGCUGGGUUGACGCAUUUGACGCUGAAUGACGAGGGCGGGACGUGCUUGACGGUGAAGAGCAAGAAGAGGCUGAUUGCGGAUCAGACUCUUAACCAUGGACUCGCUCUCUCUGGUGAUGGCAAAACCAUCUACGUCUCAUCAGCCGAAAGCGUCUUCUCCUUUGCCUACGACAGCCAAGCUGUCUCUGUUGAUCUCUCCUCCAACCGCACCCUCGUCACGAACAUGACCAACUCGGAUCACACCACGCGCACGCUUCUCAUAUCCAAGAAGCAACCAGACACGCUUCUCGUCUCCCGCGGCAGCAACUCCAACCAGGACUCCGCCGCUGGCGACAUCACCAGUGGACACUCUCAGAUUCGCAGCUAUAACAUUACGCGGAUAGGCAAGGGGGAUGCGCCGUUCGACUUUCUCGAUGGCCAUGUUCUUGGCUGGGGCUUGAGGAAUUCCGUUGGCGUCGUUGAGCAUCCUUCUACGGGGGGUAUCUGGUCUGUCGAGAAUUCUGUCGAUCAGCUGGAGCGCCACGGGCAGGAUAUACACCAGAACAAUCCCGGAGAAGAGCUCAACUACCAUGGCACUUUGGGCUCUAGCGAUCAUCAGGGCGGCAACUAUGGCUAUCCGUACUGCUACACCGUCUGGUCGACGUCGGGGUUCCCUGGUUUGGGACAUCUCCAAGUUGGGGACCAGUUUGCCGAUGAUGACGCUCCGUCUAAUGUGACGGACACAACUUGCAACACCGAUCAUGUCCCUCCUCGUGUUGCUUUCCAAGCUCAUUCGGCUCCUUUGGACAUUAAGUUUAAUUCCAAUGCCUCUGAAGCUUUUAUUACCUUUCAUGGUAGCUGGGAUCGAGAUGAUCCCACAGGAUACCGCAUCGUCUCCGUCGCCUUCGACUCCGAUGGCCAGCCAACUGCUCUGCAGAAUAGCACCAAUGCCGUUACCGAUGUCAUUACCAAUGAAAAUCUCACCAAUUGCCCCGAUAAGUGUUUCCGCCCCGUGGGUCUAGCAUGGGACUCGGCUGGUCGACUGUGGUUCUCGUCUGACGCCACUGGAGAGGUAUUUGUCCUUGAGCAGACGAACAGUAGUAGCAAUGGGACUAGCGGUAGCGGCUCGAAUGGUUCUUCUUCUGGUGGCAGUGACAAUGCUGGGAAUAGCUUGAGCUUGGGGAGGCCCGGCCUUGUGGCAGUUGCUCAGGCGGCGGUCUUGGUUGGGAUGCUUCUUUCUUGAAGAGGAGCAUUGUGAAGAUGAUGCUGUAUUUAUGGCGUCCUAUAUGUAUUUACUCAGCUAUUUUGUCGUGUGCCACUAUUUGUAGAGUUUAAGCUUGUGUCUGUACAGCUGUACAGCUGUAUAAGCGUAGGUAUACAGUCUUCACACCGAUUCACUGCCGGCUCUUCCUGUACAUGGGUUAUAGUAUCUUGUAUGCUUUUUUUGAG
Molecule: messenger RNA, 2126 nt
Organism: Trichoderma asperellum CBS 433.97
Lineage: Eukaryota; Fungi; Ascomycota; Sordariomycetes; Hypocreales; Hypocreaceae
Source: RefSeq, a predicted model, not a curated record